This is a messenger RNA of Galeopterus variegatus (Sunda flying lemur), 954 nucleotides long. RefSeq names its product olfactory receptor 51V1-like. Gene Ontology annotation, molecular function: G protein-coupled receptor activity; olfactory receptor activity. Gene Ontology annotation, cellular component: membrane. The record is from RefSeq and is a predicted model, not a curated record. Gene Ontology annotation, biological process: G protein-coupled receptor signaling pathway. NCBI's taxonomy places the organism in Eukaryota, Metazoa, Chordata, Mammalia, Dermoptera, Cynocephalidae.
AUGUCUUCUAUCUUUAGCUCCAACUUCAGUAGUUCCAGUUUUAUUCUCACUGGCUUUCCUGGCCUCGAAGUGGACUAUCUCUGGCUCUCCAUCCCUUUCUCCUCCAUCUAUGCCAUGGUCUUCCUGGGAAACUGCAUGGUGCUCCACGUGAUCUGGACUGAGCCGAGCCUGCACCAGCCCAUGUUCUACUUCUUGGCCAUGUUGGCCCUCACUGACCUGUGCAUGGGACUGUCCACCAUGCCCACAGUGCUGAGCAUCCUGUGGGGGCUCAUUCAAGAGAUCAGCCUGGAUUCGUGCAUUGCCCAGUCCUAUUUCAUCCAUGGUCUGUCCUUCAUGGAGUCCUCUGUCCUCCUCACUAUGGCUUUUGACCGCUACAUUGCCAUUUGCAACCCACUACGCUAUUCCUCCAUCCUAACUAAUGACAAAAUCAUGAAAAUCGGGGUGACAAUCUUAUGUAGAAGUUCUUUGCUCAUAUUUCCAAUCAUCAUUCGUCUGAAGUUCUUAAACUAUUGCCGUCCUCACAUCCUUUCUCACUCUUUCUGCCUGCACCAAGAUUUAAUUCGACUGGCCUGUUCGGAUAUCCACUUCAACAGCAUCUAUGGUCUGUCCCUGGUAAUCAGCAACCUGCUGUUGGAUGCAGUGCUCAUACUAGAUGUCAUUAUCUUGCAUACUGUCUUAGCCAUUGCAUCCCAGGAGGAGCGGCUCAAGUCUUUGCAAGCCUGUGUAUCUCACAUCUCUGCUGUUUUGGUUUUCUACAUCCCAAUCAUUGGUCUGACCAUGGUGCAUCGAUUUGGGAAACAUCUCUCACCAGUGGUUCAUGUCCUCAUGGGCAACAUUUAUAUCCUUUUUCCUCCCUUGAUGAACCCCAACUUGAUGAACCCCAUUAUUUACAGUAUCAAGACCCAACAGAUACAAAAGAGAGUCCAGAGGUUGUUCUACUGCAAAAGAGCUUGA